AUGCCUGAAUCAGAAAAAAAAUCGACAUCAAGCUCCGGUAUCGACCAGUGUUCAAUAUGCGUGUCUAACAUAGAAGCGAAAGUGAAGUCGGUUUUCUCAUGGUUUUGUUUUCAUGAGUUUUGCUUCUCGUGCAUUAAAGAGUUGUCCAAAAAGGAUGCAGUUUGCCCGCUGUGCAAUCAAAAGUUCACUGAAAUUCUACAGAGCAUCCAGUCUAAUGCUGAGCCCGAUGCUCGCGGUAUAACAAGAAACAUUCGCAGAGCAAAGAGAAAACUUAACAAGAGUGAUCAUGGGAAAGCUUCAAUGAAUUCAAAAGAUACUAGCAAUGGUUCAAACGUUCAACAGUCUUCCCAAUCAUCAUUUCCAACGGCCACAACUAGUUUCACCAACAACUCCAUUAUAAGUGGACAGAGCGUUGUGCCAUAUUUGUCAUUAUCGUGGGCAACAUCUCCAUCGAACGAUUAUGGUUCAUGUGCAAACAACAAAAUAACUUAUUCCAGUUACGUUGAUGAAGGAAGCAGAAACUAA
Molecule: messenger RNA, 525 nt
Organism: Helobdella robusta
Lineage: Eukaryota; Metazoa; Annelida; Clitellata; Rhynchobdellida; Glossiphoniidae
Exons: 2
Coding region: 1-525 (174 amino acids)
Biological process (GO): protein polyubiquitination; protein monoubiquitination
Molecular function (GO): ubiquitin protein ligase activity
Source: RefSeq, a predicted model, not a curated record